UCCCUUCACCAAACAAGGAAAAAGUUGUAUUAUCGGGUAUAAUUUUCCUCUGCAAUUUAGCUUUGCCAAAAAGAUAUGGCAAUUUUCCAAAAAUUUUGUUCGUGAAUCAAGAAACACUUAAAAGCCUAAACCCUAAACCCCGUGCUCACCGUCCCCCCCCCCCCCCCCCCCCCCCCCUCGAACGGCAGCACCUCGUGGAUGCUGUGCUCCAGCAGUUCGGGCCCACACGAUUCAGCCGUAACGCCCUUUCCCUUUUCUUUUUCCCUGACCUUCCACGGCGGUGCAGCUUUCGGCGACUAUACAUUUUUCUUCAUUCCGACGAGGGCUAAGAUUAUCUGAACGCUAGAUACUGAGGUCUGGGAGCUUUUUGGCAGAAGUUUCACUGAAAGACUAGAAAUGAUAAAGAGGAGAUUCUACAGGCUUGAACAUGGGGAUAACGACAAUGCUUCAGAUUCAUCUGUAUCAUCAUCCGACUCUGAACCAGAUGCAUACAUAGAAGAAUCACAAGAUGAUGUAGAAGUUCAAGAAGAUGAUGAAUCAUUCUCUACCUCAUCUGGGUAUGAAAGUGAGGAUAGCUCUGUUAACGAAGUUGAUAUUGACUCGUCAGGUCGUCCAAGUACUGAAGAUGAUCCUGACAUUGGAAAAGAAAUUCAGUCUCAUACUGGGACUCAGGUACCUGAUGAAAUCCCUUCGGAUACGCAGUUGCCUGAUGAACGCCCUUUGGGAAUACUGGACCUUCGUUCAGAUAUUUUAUCCAUGAAGGAAUCAUUACCAGCUGAUGUUCCAGUGUGCAUCCUGAAAUGCAAAUCUGUUUUUAAGUGCAAGUUAUGCCCUAGAGUUGUCUGUUUGAAUGAGGAGACAUUAAAGGCUCAUCUUAAAUCCAAGAGACACGCUCGUUCUGAGAAGUUACUGAAUGAAGGCAGGCUGAAAAUUAUGCUCAACAACAGUGGAGAGAUUGAAAAUCCUGAAAAUUCUACUGAGUCACCUCCUCGGCUUCCUGCUUUUCCACCGGAAUAUCGUAGAAGGAAAAACAAGUCGCGACAAAGUAAUGGAUCACAGGCAAAGAGGUCAAGCAAGAAACAGAAGGAGCGUUCGAAUGGUGAUCAAAUGAGAGGAUCAACAAAGAACCUACCGAAGAAAAGACGCAAAAUUGAGUAACUGAACAUCGGUCAACUAAAGAUUUUGUUGUCUCACGAAAUGUGGUGAUAGUGAAGGGGUAUGUUGUAAUUCCCCCCCUUUUUGACAUUUUCUCUUAACUUAUUUAUACUACAAAAUGAAAUGUAAUUCUUGUAAGGUAUGAAAUUUGUUGGGCACAGAAUGAGACCACUAUUCUUGCCUUGUUUGCAGUUAGGUAAAAUUAUCCAUCUUUUGUUUUA
Messenger RNA from Cucumis melo (muskmelon), 1376 nucleotides. RefSeq lists its product as uncharacterized. The record is from RefSeq and is a predicted model, not a curated record. Lineage: Eukaryota; Viridiplantae; Streptophyta; Magnoliopsida; Cucurbitales; Cucurbitaceae. The transcript has 8 exons. Bases 397 to 1158 code for a protein of 253 amino acids.